Messenger RNA from Octodon degus (degu), 786 nucleotides. RefSeq names its product regulator of G-protein signaling 9-binding protein-like. The transcript has 3 exons. The record is from RefSeq and is a predicted model, not a curated record. Bases 136 to 786 code for a protein of 216 amino acids. Gene Ontology annotation, biological process: G protein-coupled receptor signaling pathway. Lineage: Eukaryota; Metazoa; Chordata; Mammalia; Rodentia; Octodontidae. Gene Ontology annotation, cellular component: neuron projection.
AACAUUGCAAAGCUGGUGGCUGAAUGAGGGGAGAACUGGCUGCGGGAAGCGGGUCUCAGCACCCCCUAGGCUGGGUUGCCGUCCUAGGCGCCCCGAACACCCCUCGGGGCCGGGUCCACGCGGCCCAGCGGCGGGAUGCAGAGACAACCUGGGCCGCGUGAGCCGGAGGACGCGGCGACCGCCGAAAGCCGGGCGGCGCUCGACGCGCUCUGCAGGUUCGCGGCCGGCUACAGGCACCUGGCGAUGGGAGUGGGCAGCUCAGCUGACGGGCCGAGGCUGCGCCUGGCGCUGGAGGAGGGAGGCCGCAGGGGCUUGGAGCUGAGUCAGGGUCUGCAUGACCAGCUGCUGGCAGAGCUGACCCAGCUGGGUGUCAAGGCAGAGACCCGGGCAGAGUUGGAGCGCAUUUGGGUGCUGUUUGUAUCCACCCUGGACAUCUUCCUGCAAGACCUGGGCCGGGCCCAUCGUCUCAGCCAGCUCUUCCCAGUGCCUGCUGCAGCAGCGGGGACUCAGCUGGUCUCCACAGGAGUGUCCUCUCAGGGCCUCAAAGGCUGGAGUCUGCGGCUGGCCAGCACAAAAGCCGCCCAAGGGGCAGGAGAACUGGGUCAGUGGGUGCAGCAACUGGCAAAACUGCAGUUAGAGAUGGAAAAGGAAGUGAAUGUGCCCCCUUGGGGUGUGGAGCCAUCCAUGGGGGACCUAGUAUCAGAAGCAGCCUCUCUGUUUCACCACUACAGAGAAGAGGCAAGAGCCAGAUGUCAAGCCAACCCCUACUGCCGGUCCAAGGGUUAA